AUGGGAGGCCUGUCACAUGGUCCGGAGUUCACUUCCACUUCCACUCCCACUUCAAGUCACCGUCGUUUGUUAGGUCGACAAUCCCAUGAUCUGAGUAUGGUGCGGAGACUUGCAGAUAUCAUGCACAUAACUCCUCCGAUGAAUCAUACCAUGGCUCACGAAGAGAGAUUAGAGAGUGUAAGCCCAAAACACCCUUCGAAUGAUCUCGUUCGUCUGGUUACAGAUGUUUUUACACUAGUGGUAUUAUCAGUUCCAGUAUUAACAGUAGCAUCAAGAGAUGAAGAGAAAGAGAACGAGAAAGAGAAGAAGAAAUCACAUACCCCCACCACCCCUACGUAUACCUCACCCACCCACCACUCCACAACUCCUUCCCCGCCCCCGUUGACCCCAAAGCAUCGCACACCGGUAUUCCGAACACACAAAAGCAAUCAGCAUCAUAUCUUUAAUUGUAAUGGUACCGGUAGUCCAUCCAUUACUCGUACUAGUGGAUCGGGAUAUGAUUAUUGGUGUUGGGAAACAGAUGGAGAGAUGUAUAUUUGCGAGACAGAGCAAAGAUUAAGAAGAGAAAUUAAGGAAGGAUAA
Messenger RNA from Sclerotinia borealis F-4128, 582 nucleotides. The record is from the annotation of a GenBank genome assembly. Lineage: Eukaryota; Fungi; Ascomycota; Leotiomycetes; Helotiales; Sclerotiniaceae.